Fusarium redolens is the source of this 1554-nucleotide messenger RNA. RefSeq lists its product as uncharacterized. The coding region runs from base 200 to 1141 and encodes 313 amino acids. Lineage: Eukaryota; Fungi; Ascomycota; Sordariomycetes; Hypocreales; Nectriaceae. The record is from RefSeq and is a predicted model, not a curated record. The transcript has a single exon.
GUAUCAGCCCCUUUAAGUGGGAGCCCCCUCUCUAUGGCUUACUCUUCAAGAGGGGUUCUUCUUGAUAUACAUCAGAAACAUAUAUAUCAGCCCCGUGUACGUGCAAAUAACUCAUCAAAUUAGUUUGUCUUAGAAGACCUUAAUUGUCCUCUUUCUACUUGCCACUUAAUUGCACUUUAAUAUUCUUCGUCCUCUUAAUAUGACCAGCAUCACCAAGCACCUAAACAGGUUAUUAAGCCUCAAGUGGGUUCGCAAGUACCUCCACAAGGGCAGCACUACAAGCCUACAUACAGAGGAUAGCUCGCAGAAGUACCCCUGCCAAUGCUCUGAAUAUAAGGUCAUCGGAUCAGUUAGUUCUAACAGAUCUUCACCUGGGACUGUUAACGACCAAACCGAACCUGUGAGCUCCUAUGAGGAGACCUAUCAGUACCACCAACCCUCCGAUACAAUCUGGGAAAACCCCAUAGCUGGCCCUGAGGAGACCAACAAAGGCAUCAAUCCCCGCCUCCAAAAGCAACACCCUGCCUUUCUAUCCCCUGCCCAACUUAAAUUGCUGGAACCACCAUUACCACCACCCCAGAAUAAGCCGCUUCCUAAAAUCCCAACACAAGGUCGACCCCGUAAUAUGCCAGACAGGGUUGGUCAAAAGGUACAAGAUCCUGGACCUCCUCCUCAGAACUUGUCAAAUACUAUAAGAAAAACUACAACAACCUACUCCCCCUUCCCAAAGCUUGCUAUAAUACCUCCUCCAAGGAGUUCAUCACUUCAACAUUUAUUACAGCCGUAUGAGAAAACCUACAGAUCACAGAGAUUACCUUACGCCAAUACCACUGUCAACAAGCAACUUCAUUGUCAUGCCGCUGAACUCUAUCAAGGCACCUCUAUGGAGAGGGAGAAUACUGUCAACAAGCUCCGCGAUGUACCUAUUGAAGAGCUCUUGCCACGGGUCACCAGGAGCCCUUCACUUCAGAAAAGGGUUAUAAGGUCUGAAAUUGCACCUUGUGAAGGGCGAGUCUCUAUUGCCUUGAGAAGUAGUAGAUCAGUAAACUACCUUUCUAUGCAUAAAUCCGAACCUUGUCCCAGGUUUACCAAGAAAUCGGUGCCGAAUCUUCGGAGAGCAGCCAAAUAUGACUCUCUGUAGCUUCACCAAUAUCCACAGGACCCUGGGUCUCAGACUCGCGCAGCCUUAUUAGGUUGAUACUCCUAUGCGAUCUGACUGUGACGCCGAUGAGGAGGAUAAACAUAGUCGCUUCGAUUUUCUCCGCGUUUAAAGACAUAAAAGCAGCAAAGGCCUGCAGGGAUUAAGCAAGAUCGUUUAAGCUUCAAAGGGUGCCAUGCCAAGAGUGACUAAAUACUAAAAUCGGGUCUAUGAAUAAUCUUUAUUCUAUAAGUGUUUUAGAUUGCAGUUGGAUUUAUUCAUAAUAAUUGCAUUUUAUAUAAGGUUAGGAUAGGGUUAGGAUAGAGUUAAGAUUUAACUAUUUAAGCUAGUCUGCUUUAGGGGUUUUCUUUUAUACUUAUUUAAUAUUAAUAUUUAUUAAACUUUAAGUAUUAUUU